UUGUAGGAUAAAAAGAUUCUAGGCAAUCAAAUUUCACGACUACUUGUAUUUUCACAGAAUUAGAUAUUCCUCCACUAAAUAUUUUAACAGCAACACACAUUAACCGAAAAAUUAAUUUGAAUGAUGAUCUUAAUUUUUAAAUAAAUUAUGGUGAGAAUGUUUCAUCUGAUUCCUUGUCUUAUGCUGGAGCUAUAUUAUAUGAUAAUAAUCCAGUUGCAGCAAUCAAAUUUGAUUAUUUCCAAAUUAGAUUCAGAAUUUGGAACUAUUUUUAAAAUAUAGAUCCCUCAAAGCAAACACUUUAAAUAAGAUUUUCUGUGUAUAAUCCAUUAUAUGUUAUGCCAAGCUUGUCUACAAUUAGUAUUUAAAUUAAUAUUCCACCUCAGAAUUGCGUUUUAAGUAUAAAUCCUUUAUAAGGAAUAGCGCUUGAAACUAUCUUUUAGAUUUAAUUAUUGAAUUGUACAGAUGAAGAUCUUCCUCUAACUUAUUAGUUCUUCUAUUACAAUAGUGCAGAUGAUGCCCAUCAAGAAUUAAUUUCACCUUGGAAUAUUUUAAGAAGAUAGAUAUAAGAUUAGACUAUAAACAACUCAAUUUAAACAGUACUGCCUUAAGGAAAUCUAGUUUUUAUG
Tetrahymena thermophila SB210 is the source of this 626-nucleotide messenger RNA. Its product is annotated as REJ domain protein. Lineage: Eukaryota; Ciliophora; Oligohymenophorea; Hymenostomatida; Tetrahymenidae. The transcript has a single exon. The record is from RefSeq and is a predicted model, not a curated record. The annotation marks the transcript as partial.